CUAUUUCCACUCUAGUAAAAGGUUUUGGGCUGUGCGUGAAGCUCAAUUUCAAAAUAAUCACCAGCUGUAUUUCUCGAAAAACACUACACGGUAUCAAAACAUCAAUUUGUACUCUCUUCACCACCACCUAGGGUACUUCAAACCUCUUGGACUUAUAGGUAUCACUCUGAUAUACCAUGAUUAGGAAACCAAGACUUAAACCCUUGCUGCUGGUCAGUCUUGCCACGUUGUUGUUUUUUUUAAUUCCUUCACAAAUCACAUCUAAAGAAAAGAAUAAUACCCAUUUCAUUAAUAAACUAGAGUUCAACCAUGAUUCACUGGAUAGUAAUUGUCAAAGCUAUUUCAAACACUAUUCCCAAGGUAAUAUCCAAUACUCUUAUUCAGAUUAUGUCUUUGAAGAAACUCUAGAUGAAUACCUCAAAAAGCAAAUUGAAAAAUUCCCAAGUUAUUCAAAUCAACAAUAUAAAUCUUGGAUAACAGAUCAUAAAGAUCAUAGAACCUCAUAUCUUGAAAUGGAACAAAACUUGAUAAACCAAACAAUAGAUACACGGAUCUAUGGUAAUUGCUUUCUAAAGCCAAAUCAUAUAACUAAUGAACAUUGUGGAUUAUUACAAGAAAAUUUAUUCCCCUUCCUAACUUUCCAAUCUCCAAUAUUGACAAAAUUUGAUGGUAAAACUUGGGAAUAUUCUCAAGGCGAUUGCUUUUUACAACAAAUUUAUAAUCAAGCUCAAGGUCAAGGAAUUGUUGUUUCUGCUAAAAAUAGUCAUUAUCAACAAUUGGUUUCAUUAUUAUUAACCCUAAGAAUCUUGAAUAAUACAUUACCUAUCCAAAUUGUUCAUAGAGGUGAUUUAUCAAGAUCAAGACAACUUCAAUUAACUAGAUUAUCAAGACUAGACCUAUUACAAAUGAUUCAUGAAAAUACAGAAUAUGUUGAACCAUUAAUUGGAUUAGAAAAUUAUAAUCAAACCAUGUUGAAAAACUCUCAAUACCCAAGAUUAGAUAUUCAAUUCCUAAACAUCAAACCCACAAUUUCAAAAGAUUUCACAAGACAAUUCAAACAAUACUCAAACAAACUAUUGGCAACUUUAUUCACCACUUUCAAAGAGGCAAUAAUCAUGGAUGCAGAUGUCAUCCUGUUUAAACCUCCACAAGAACUAUUAUCAAUCCCUGAAUAUAAAUCAACAGGUGCCUUCUUCUUCAAAGAUCGUGAACUAAUAAAUCGUUCAUCUGAUGAAGAUAAAAUUUUUUGGAAAAAAUUGAUGCCCCUGGGGAAAGAAUCAAUCUUCAACAUUCAACAACCUUCAGAUCAAACUUUCAAUAAUCGUUACUUCCAUGGUUUCACCCAUCUAGUCGAAGCAGGUAUCGUAUUGAUGGAUCGCUCCACACAUUUCCCAGGGAUUUUACACUCGUUACAAUUAUCAUUAUGGAGAACUGCCACUAAAAGAGUAUGGGGUGAUAAGGAACUUUUCUGGUUAUCACAAGCAAUCUCAGGCACGGAUUCAUACAGUUUUAAUAAAGACGCGGCCGGUGCAGUUGGUGAAUUAAUCACCAGUGAUGGUGUGCAGAAAAUUUGUUCAAACCAACCGGUUCAUUUAUACAAUGAUUCAUUAUUAUGGAUCAAUUCAGGUUUCAAAUACUGUAAAAAUGGUGGUGCCUCUCGUGAUUUAAAAUAUUUCGAAGGAAUGGAUAUGUCAACAUUGGUGGAGAAAUAUAAAGGUCCUUUAAAUGUUAGUGCUGUUGUCGUACCGCCUCAUGUUGAUGAAUUAUACCUUUCUUGGACAAAAGAAAUGGAGGAAUUGGAGUCUGAAGAAAGGAUUCAAGGUUGGUAUAAUACGGCAAUGUGUGCAGGUUAUACAUAUUGUGCUGCUUCUCCUGUUGUGGUUAAUGAUUGA
Hansenula anomala is the source of this 1892-nucleotide messenger RNA. Its product is annotated as alpha-mannosyltransferase. The record is from RefSeq and is a predicted model, not a curated record. Gene Ontology annotation, biological process: protein O-linked glycosylation. Gene Ontology annotation, molecular function: alpha-1,3-mannosyltransferase activity. Gene Ontology annotation, cellular component: Golgi apparatus. NCBI's taxonomy places the organism in Eukaryota, Fungi, Ascomycota, Saccharomycetes, Phaffomycetales, Wickerhamomycetaceae. The transcript is spliced from 2 exons. The coding region runs from base 177 to 1892 and encodes 571 amino acids.